This is a messenger RNA of Ustilaginoidea virens, 1137 nucleotides long. RefSeq lists its product as uncharacterized. Gene Ontology annotation, biological process: glucan catabolic process. The coding region runs from base 1 to 1137 and encodes 378 amino acids. Gene Ontology annotation, molecular function: hydrolase activity, hydrolyzing O-glycosyl compounds. The record is from RefSeq and is a predicted model, not a curated record. The transcript has 5 exons. NCBI's taxonomy places the organism in Eukaryota, Fungi, Ascomycota, Sordariomycetes, Hypocreales, Clavicipitaceae.
AUGCAUCCCGCCCGAUACCGCCAAGAGGUGCAUUCCGCGGAAAUGCAACCCCCACGCUAUGAAGCCCUACAGUACGACGGGGCCGGGCAUCGACCCGUGGCAACGAGACGACCCUGGUGGAACCCGCGGUUCUGGACGAGGAGGGUUUGGACUUGGCUUUGCGCCGCCGCCGUCGUCAUAGUCAUCGUCAUUGCUGUGGCUGCGACUGUGACCAAGAAAAAGGCAUACCCGGAUUAUUCGGCCCUGAAUUACAGCUUGCAAGACACGUAUGCGGGCGAGACCUUUUUUGACCAGUUCAACUAUAGAACUGGCUACGACCCUGCCCACGGGUUUGUUCACUACGUGCCUCACGCCGAAGCCACCCAACGGAACCUCACGUACGCCACCCCCAGCGCGGCUGUCCUCCGCGUCGACACAGCCGUGGGCCCCCAAGACAACCCCAACGCCUCGACGGGCCGCUUCUCCGUACGUAUCGAAUCCACAAAGACGUACAACGGCGGUCUCUUCAUCUUGGACGUCAGGCACACCCCGUACGCAUGCGGCGCCUGGCCCGCUCUGUGGCUAACAGACCCGUACCACUGGCCCGACAAUGGAGAAAUCGACAUCAUGGAGUCCAUCAACCAGGGAACCGCUGGCAACGCCAUGACCCUCCACACCACCGGCGGCUGCUCCAUGGGCGUCGUGCGCAAGCAAACCGGCACCGCCAUCCAAGACAAUUGCGACCACAGCGUCGACAAGAACGCCGGAUGCGGCGUCCAGGGACCUGGUCCAACGUACGGAGCCACCCUGAACUCGGCCGGCGGUAGCGUCGUGGCUGUGGAGUGGCGAAGCGCGGGCAUUCGAAUGUGGCAGUUUGCCAGGAACGCCGUCCCCGCCGAUAUUACGAGCGGGAAGCCUAACCCUGCUGGAUGGGGAGUUGCCGCUGCUGAUUUUCCCGGCACAGAUUGCGACAUUGGCUCCCACUUCAAGAACCACUCUAUAAUCGCCAACAUUGAUCUAUGCGGGGACUUGGUCUACGGGAGCUGGGACAAGUCUGGGUGCCCCGGCACUUGUCAGGAUCUUGUUGCCAACCAGCCAGAUUCGUUCAAGACGGCAUAUUGGGAGUUUGGCUCGUUUCAGGUCUACCAACCGACUUAA